Hemiscyllium ocellatum (epaulette shark) is the source of this 7900-nucleotide messenger RNA. RefSeq names its product integrin beta-3-like. The transcript is spliced from 15 exons. Bases 55 to 2421 code for a protein of 788 amino acids. NCBI's taxonomy places the organism in Eukaryota, Metazoa, Chordata, Chondrichthyes, Orectolobiformes, Hemiscylliidae. Gene Ontology annotation, biological process: cell-matrix adhesion; cell migration; integrin-mediated signaling pathway. The record is from RefSeq and is a predicted model, not a curated record. Gene Ontology annotation, molecular function: fibrinogen binding; fibronectin binding; integrin binding. Gene Ontology annotation, cellular component: cell surface; focal adhesion; integrin complex.
UCGAGCCGGCGGCUGCUUGUUUCAGUCCCACAGCACAGUGUCUGAGCCUCAGCAAUGGGAACACUCCGCCUGGGAGCUGGUUGCAUCACACUGCUCGCUGCCCUGUGCAUGACCACCGUCUGGGGUGAUAAUCUCUGUGUAUCAAGAGGAGCAGCAACGUGUGCAGAAUGUUUACAAAUUGAACCAUAUUGUGCCUGGUGUUCACAAGAGGACUUUGGGAGCAGCUCUUCACGGUGUGACCUCAAAGAGAAUUUAAUCCAGAAAGGUUGCGCAGAGAAUGCGACCGAGUAUCCCCAGAGUUAUUUCCGAAUUGAGAAGAACUUGCCCCUCAGCAGCAAAGGGUCAAGUGACAAUCCGGAGGCGAUUGUGCAAUUUUCUCCUCAAAAGAUCAGCCUCAGCCUGCGUAGAGGAGAAUCCACAUCAUUCACAGUCCAGGUUCGUCAAGUGGAGGACUAUCCUGUGGACAUUUACUACUUAAUGGAUCUCUCAUUCUCUAUGAAAGACGACUUGAAAACCAUUCAGGAACUUGGCACAAGGGUGGCUAAAGAAAUGGCUGAAGUCACCAGCAACCUGCAGCUGGGCUUUGGAGCUUUUGUCGACAAGCCAGUCUCUCCAUAUAUUUACAUGACCUCAGAAGCAGAAAUCGAAAACCCCUGCCUUCAACUUAGCACCUCGUGUAGACCUGUCUUUGGAUUUAUAAAUGCACUCAAACUGACGGAAGAAGUGGAGAAGUUUAAUGAGGAAGUAAUUAAACAGCAGGUCUCUCGAAAUCGCGACACACCAGAAGGGGGGAUGGAUGCCAUACUCCAGGCUACAGUGUGCACGGAUGACAUCGGUUGGCGUCAGGAGGCCACACACAUGUUGGUCUUUGUUACUGAUGCUGGCUCACAUUUCGCACUGGACGGCAGGCUGGCUGGUAUCACCCAGCCUAAUGAUGGGCAUUGCCACAUGAAUCUGAACAAUGAGUACAAUGCCUCCACUAUCCUGGAUUACCCAUCACUUGCUAUGCUGGCUGAAAAACUCACGGAGAAUAACAUCUUUCUGAUCUUUGCAGUCACUGGUACGGUCACUGAGAUAUACAGGAGUUAUACUAAAAUGCUUCCUGGUUCUACAGUUGGGACUAUUUCCAGGGACUCCAGCAAUGUCCUAGAAAUCAUCAUUGAUGCCUAUCAGAGAAUCCGCUCCAUUGUAGAAAUGGAAGUUUUGGAUCUGCCAAAGGAACUGUCAGUAACCUUCGAUGCUCACUGUGGGGAUAAUGGAUUUUUCCCAGGACAGCGAGUCUGCUCCGGGCUGAAGAUUGGAGACACAGUUAAUUUCACGGUGAAAUUGGAAGCCAGGGAGUGCCCAGUCGGUGAAAAAGUGAAGACCUUUACGGUGAAACCCAUUCUGUUUCGGGAUUCCCUGGAGGUGACAGUUGAUUUCAACUGUAACUGUGAGUGUGAGAAAGACGCUGUAGAAAACAGCACUCGGUGCUCUAAUGGCAAUGGGACCUACGAGUGUGGAGUGUGCAAGUGUCUCCCAGGCCGCCUUGGACCAUCCUGUGAGUGCACAGACAGUGACUUUUCAGUGACUGAAGAGGCCUCCUGCACCCCAGAGGGAGGCGGGCCCAUUUGCAGUAACCGGGGGGAUUGCUUCUGUGGACAGUGCAUCUGCCACAACAGCGACUUUGGGAUCAUAUCCGGCAAGUUCUGUGAAUGCGAUGACUUUUCUUGUGGACGCUUCAAGGGCGAGCUGUGCUCAGGGAACGGCAGGUGUGAGUGCGGAGAGUGCAAGUGUUUUCCAGAUUGGACCGACAGUUACUGCAACUGCACCAUUAAGACUGACGACUGUGUGCCCGCUUUUGGGCUGAUCUGCAACGGGCGAGGUCACUGCGAAUGUGGGAAGUGUAUUUGCACUGGUGGAGCAUUCGGAGACCAGUGUGAAAAAUGCCCCACCUGCCCAGAUGCCUGCUCCUUCAAAAGGAGCUGUGUCGAGUGUAAAGUGUUUGAGACUGGGAAAUUGAUGGAGAAUGGCACGUGUGACAAGGUAUGCAGGGAUGAGAUCCGAAGAGUGAGGACGUUGGAUACAGAAACUACAGAUGGUAUCAUCUGUACCUAUAAGGACGAGAAUGGCUGUGUUGUUCGGUUCCGUUAUCAUGAAGAGUCAAAUGGAAAAUCGAUUCUGUCAGUUAUUGAAGAACCAGAGUGCCCCCCACCAGUGAAUAUCCUGCUGAUUAUCCUGUGUUUGAUGGGCGCUAUCCUGUUGUGUGGUUUGGUGGCUCUAUUGAUGUGGAAGUUGCUGGUCACCGUCCACGAUAAGCGAGAGUUUGCUAAGUUUGAGGCAGAAAGAGCCAACGCAAAGUGGAAUACGGACAACAACCCACUGUACCAAGGACCAACGACAACCUUCACAAAUUUCACCUACACCGGCAACACAGACUGAGGGGAGCAUCAGCAUGGAGAGGGUUACACAACCCACAGCAAGGAGAGCUUCAAAUGGGCUGCAUGGGGCACAAAAACCAAGGGGCUUAGCGUUUUAUUUCUGAAUGAAAUGGCUUUCCUUUCACUAGCCAAUGUCGCGCUGGACACAGGCACAACUUCACUCUGUAAAGCCUACCUUCCCUCAAUAGUGGGUCACUCGACCUAGAAACGGCACUGAGACACAGUUAGGUGGCACUAGUGUAUUUCAUCAGUAGGUGUUUGAACCUGCCACAGUGAAGAUUUCUGAUAUCUGAACAGUCUUUCUGAAGAUCACAAUAGGUCAGUACACUGCAGCAUGUACACCUUCACAAAGGGUAUUGAUAGAGCAAAUAAGACAAACCAAUUUCUCUGACUGGUAGUUCUGUAACCAAAGGACAGAAUUUUGAAGUCAUUGUCCAAGGACCAAGGCAGAGAUAAAGAAAAUUGUUUUUUUACGUGAGCAAUUAUUAUGAUUUGAAACAUGCUGGCUUAAAAGUUGAUAGAUGUAAAUUCAACAGUAAAUUUCAAAGGUGAAUCAGUUAAAUAUUUGAAGGGAUAAUUUUGCGGGUCUUAUGGGACUAAUUGGGUUGCUUCAUGUACUAUAUAAUUCAAUCCAAAACUGCCAGCUUUAAAUGCUGCUUUGCAGAUAAGACCAUAAGACAUUGGAGCAGAAAUUAGGCCAUUUGGCCCAUUGAGUCUGCAGGGCCAUUCAAUCAUGGCUGAUGAGUUUUUCAACCCCAUUUUCUCACUUUCUCCUGUAACCUUUGACCAGGGUUGGAGCAUCAUAAUUGGGCCUCAACAGUCCUGAGUUUAGGAAACAGGGGAAAGGUCCCAUACUGACUGUAAUCCCAUUGUUCCCGCUGGAAGUGGGCAAGAUUGGGUUUCAAUUGAUGCUGUCUGGGUGUGUUUGAUCAGUUGAUAGAAGUAUACAGAGUUAGAGGAAAGGAAAGGAGAAACUGGUGAAUCAUCUUUGGAGGCAGCGUAAUCUGUAAACUGACUCCAAUUCAAUUGAACAUGUCCUUACAGACACAACAGAAGCUGCACAUUUGACUGCUGUGGGUACAUAUACUGCACAGCAACUCAACAAUGUCACUUGAUCCUGCUUCCCAACUCUAUCCUGGGAAUGUGGCUCAGUAACUCUAUAAACCCUGUCCAAUUUACAUCAAGAUAAAGUUGCCAUAGUUCUGUUGGCACAUAGACUACUCUGCAUUACAAUCCGGCCAAAUAAGCUAACCAACCCUCAACUAUAACCUUCAGUGGCUCAGAAAUCAAUGGAACUGAGCGCUGCAGACUGUAUGGUGUGAUGUUCAACUGAUUCACUGAGUUCAGAGUAAUGAAGGUGGGAAAGGAGGGAGAAGAUGGGGAAAUCGACCAGCGUUCCCAGUCCUGAUUUACAUCGCAGAACACUCUGCUCUUUAAAUCUGUAUAGAUUGCUGCACAAACAGCUUGAGACUGAAGCCAGAAAGAAAUAUGAUUAAGUUAUACAUCCUGUGGUAGUGUUGUUUUCAUUCUUGUUUAUUGAAUUUUUAGUUUAAAUACUGUUGAAGUACCUCAUAUGUAUAUAUUUAUCUUCUCAUAGUGAAGGAAAACCAGUUCAUUUUAUUGACUAUUUUCUAACCUCACACAAUGAACAUUAUUGACUGUUAGCACAAUACAGAAUAGCUUCUAAUCAUCAUUCCCAACCUUAGAAGCCACAACCUGACAAUUCAUUCCAAAGUUUAAACACUUCUCUGCUGACAGAAGUACCCCCUGACAACUAACCUACAAUGUCAGGUUGGGCUUAUGUAGGGCCUUUGAAGUGUAAACGCACAAUAUGGACACUGAGCUAAUGAUAGAUAAGAUGGUGUGAUACAGUAGGAGGGCUUAGGUGAAUGACAAUUCAGUCAAGGAUAUGGCUUUUGACAGGGAUCUCUAUAGGAGGAGAGGCUGAGGGAGAGAACUCUGGCCUCCUAAGCAUCCUCCUAGUAGCUUCAUAGAGAUAUGAGAUGGGGUUGGGGGUUGGGAAUCUCCUGGCUGCUCCAUGGAGGAACUCUCUGGUGAUUGCCUUUCAUGGCCCUAAUAUCAUUGCUGGAGAGGUGCUCCUCCAGUUGCUGGUAUCUGCCUGCCUGGGCCUGACAGCUUGCCUUUUGACCCACCCUUCCAGGGCACAAUGACAAAGGGGUAGACUUUUCCCUCUGCCCAGGCCACCUCUGUCAGCAGCAUUACCCAGUGCUGACUUUGAUUGGCUGCCAGUUCUGAAGAGUGGACAGCAUGAUUAAUUGGCUGGAGAUAUAGCAACAGGAUUGGCCGGUGCCAGUAAAAUAGCCACCAUACAUCCACACAGUCGUCAGAUUACGGUCGCUCUCAACGUCAAGAUUCCUGGCUUGCUAGUAAUAUCCCAACCAUCAUUUCAAUGAACAAGUGAGUGUGCGAAUAGUCCGUCGAUGAAAUAGACUGCCCAUAGUAACAGAAGUUAACUUAUUCCAAUGCAGAUUUGCUGGAGCUUCAUCAGAAAGUCAGAUUUUGUGACAGAAUGCAUGGGUAUUUGAGACAACAGUUGGGAGGAUUGUAAUACACCUGAGAGGAAUCAAUGACCUAUAAUUCUCAAGACUGUCUAUCAUCAGUGAUUUUAUUUGCCCAAUAUCUGGGCUAUUGCCAAAAUGCUGAUAGGAUUUAAUUGUGAAGCUUAGUCAACAUUUCCAUUACCUUUGUAUGAUACACCACCAAGAGGCUAGACAUUGAACUGAAUUGUCUCAAUUCCAAUAACCUUCUAUUAACUGAGAAAAUUCAAUGUCCAUGAAGUAUGCUAAUUCCCAGAUAGAAGGGAGCCACACAAAUUAACUUUUUGUUAACAUUUUUUGUAGAUAUCUUAAGUCAAGAUACUUUGAAACACAAUCAAGCCAAUUAUGAGUCAGCAUCUAUUUGGUUGGAAGCAGUAGGGAGAUGUUUUGAGAUGAUUCUUGUUCUGGUUAGGAGCUAGGAAAAACAAAAGAGGAAGGCUUCAGAUUUUCUCCAGAUAAACUUGGAUUAGGAGCAGCUAUGAAAACUGACUCCACAAGAUUUUGAAAUUGGCACAGGUUAACCUUUGUUUAAUUAUCUCUUUGUUGGAGAUGGGUUCUAUUCUAUAACGCAUGUUUUUUCUUCUAUUGCUUUCGUUGUGUGGUGACUGGAAUUGGGGAAAUUUUGCAUUUAAUAAAUGAUAAAUUUAACUGUAUGCUGAUGGCGUAACAAAAUAUCAGUCAGGUGUGGAUUAGGAAACAGGUAGCACAUUUGGGUUUGGUGAUUCAGAAUGUGGGUGAUGUCCCACUCAGUCAUUCAGCUCUCUUGGAGUUCCAGACAGACUGAUUCUAGGGUGUGUAGCCUGUUUGCCCUGCUGGCUAGGACACUAUGUCCCCCUCAAGUUAGUACUGUAUGAAAGUCAGAAACACAAGUACCAAAGUCACUGAUUGGACCAUCUCUUGCAAGGACACAAAGAAGGAUUACUAUGGAGUAAAAGAUAGAAAGACAACUGAGCAGAAUUUGCCUACCCAGGGCCUUGGGUGACAUGCCAUUUGUCCUCAAUGCACCACAAUUGAGGUGCCAGUAACUUAGUAAGGACACUCGACCAUUGGCUGACCAUUGGCACUGGGUGGCGUGUGCCAAGUUAUGGGAGUGGGAUAGCCACUCUCUAACACAGUGAGAAACAGGCACCUGGCUGGCCACAAAACUGAGUUCUGUGUCAUAGAGGGAAGAGAACCCACUUCCACAGCUCCUUUCAUCACCCACUGAGAUGUUUUUUUACAGGCAAAGUAGUGCUUUUUGAAAGUGUGGUCUCUGUUGUAAUGUAGGAAAUGGGGUAGACAAUGUCUGUUAAACAUUAUCCCACAAGUAGACCUAUGGUAAUGACCUAGAGAAUCUGUUUUUGCAAAGUUGGUUGAAAACCGAUAUUGACUCGGAGACUGGAGAAAACUUCCACUGAAACAAUGCCAUGGAACCUGCUCUGUCCACCUGAGAGGGCAAACAGUGUGGGCUAAAAAAAAGGAGAGAGAAUGAGAGAGAAGCCUGUGAACACUGGCUUCCUCUGGAAGGGCAGGAUUCUCAUUUCACAACUCACUUUGUGUGAAUUGAUAGCACUUCUUGAUCAACUCUGGUUACUGCAGGAGGUUUCAUUUCAGAAUAUUAAUCCAUCUUUAAGCAUUAGCCCUCAGCAAAUCUGUCCAACCAGGUCAUACUUUCCACCUGUCUUCAUCUAUCCCCACUUCACUACCCUGCUCCUGUCACCCCCUUUAUCUGAAGUUCCUCUUACACCCACCCCCAGUCCUGGAGAAGGGUUACAUCCAAAACGUCGACUUCUCCACCUCCUGAUGCUGCCUGGCUCACUGUGUUCUUGCAUCCUCCUGCCUGUCUACUUUGGAUUCCAGCAUCUGCAGUUUUUUUUUUGGUCUCAGCAAAUUUGUGGCAAACGUGGGUUAAACAAUAACAUCAGUGCUUUAGAUUUUUAUACAUUUGUAAAUAUCAGUAAAUCUUUAACAAGUUUCCAGUCCAGAACACUAUGUGUAGUCUGGCGUUUAGUGUGAUUAUCAAUCAUUCCCAGGUCACCUUUAACACACAAAAGUGCUCUGUCUUGCAUUCGCUGCUGCUUCAGAAUUGUAACCCUACGUAAACAUGCAUCAUACUGAAUCAUGACACCGGAAAUGAAUGAGUAACAGUUCAAGGUGAAUUCCAGACACUCUGUACCUACCUGCUGGGGAUUGAGGUACUCCAAUCAUAUUCCAUUCAUACAGACUAUGUAACCUCCAAGCAGAGCUAGCAAUGCCAGGAAUAGGGUAAGGGUCAUCAUCGAGCUCAUUUCUUAUACUGUCACUAAACAAACAGGUUAAAAACACAAUUAAGACUGUUCCAGGAGUUCUGCUGAAUGGGAAAGUGAUUGGGAUAUCAGGAAAGGGAAUUUGCUUCCUACGCCAAUUCUCCAAUCAGUACUCCUCACUUUUUCUUCCCACCCCAUUACCUUUUUCCACCCAGCCUCCCCCGUACACCAUCCCUCUAAACCCACUCCCACUCUACCACUGAUCUCUCUCCCCAACACACCUCCACACCAAUCCAGCCCCCACAGCAUCACUCACCUUCCGUUCUACCACUGCCCCCUGUCGAGAAAUGAAUAAGUCAGAGGAUUUUCCCUCAUAUUGGAAUUACAGCAUGGCUGGUCAAACCUAGUCAGUGCUUCCUCUCCUAACUGUGUCUCAGUCCGGAAGUUAGAGUGAGAUGGGGGUUUUUCUUCUAAAUAGAUUCUUAUUGAUCUGUGGAAUGAGGCCUUUCUGUGAUAAUGGUUAAGGCAGUUUUGUUCUCUGCUGGGAAGGAGACCUGUGUCUGAAAAGCCUUUGGUUUCUGAAUUUUACAAAAGUGUUGUCAAGUAUAAGAAUUAUAAGAAGUAUAAUUAUCCACUGCUUUCAAACAGAUAUUAUUAAUACAUUAAGACUUAUGAAAUAAAAAUACUAAUUUUAUAA